This is a messenger RNA of Lodderomyces elongisporus, 1071 nucleotides long. It is a transcript of the gene URE2, whose product is annotated as Ure2p. Gene Ontology annotation, biological process: regulation of nitrogen utilization. NCBI's taxonomy places the organism in Eukaryota, Fungi, Ascomycota, Pichiomycetes, Serinales, Debaryomycetaceae. The transcript has a single exon. Bases 1 to 1071 code for a protein of 356 amino acids. The record is from RefSeq and is a predicted model, not a curated record. Gene Ontology annotation, molecular function: transcription corepressor activity.
AUGUCCAAUGAGCAGAACCGCCAGCUGAAUAAUGCAAAUAACAAUCUUCACAACCCGUCGAAUCCGCAUACGAUAUCGAAUUUGUCAGCAGGAUUGAAAUCUGUAUCUAUUGCAGACCAACAACAGAAUGACUUGAACUUGAAACUCUUACAACAACAACUACAGAAUGAAGCAGCAGCAGCAGGACGAGGAGUAGGAGGCCUGUCGACACACAAUGAUCAUCAUCAACAACAACAACAACAACUGCAACAGCAGCAGCAGCAACAACAACAACAACAGCAGCAGCAGCAGCAACAGCAAUCUAGAAUAACACAGUUUUUUCAGAACCAGCCUACUGAAGGGUACACUUUGUUUUCCCAUAGAUCUGCACCUAACGGAUUCAAAGUUGCUAUUAUACUAUCAGAAUUAAACUUGCCAUUCAAUACUAUUUUUUUAGAUUUCAAUGAUGGAGAGCAACGUGCUCCUGAGUUUGUCACCAUCAACCCCAAUGCAAGGGUACCGGCGUUGAUUGACCAUUACAACGAAAACACAUCCAUUUGGGAAUCUGGCGCCAUCAUAUUAUACCUCGUUUCUAAGUACAUAAAGGAAAACAACGGAGAAUGUAGUUUAUGGAGUGACAACUUGGUCGAACAAAGUCAGAUAAACUCGUGGCUCUUUUUCCAGACAAGUGGGCAUGCACCAAUGAUAGGACAAGCCUUGCAUUUUAGAUACUUCCAUUCUGUGCCAGUACCCAGUGCGGUUGAGAGAUACACGGAUGAAGUGAGAAGAGUUUACGGAGUAGUGGAAAUGGCCUUGGCUGAAAGGAGAGAGGCGCUCAUUAUGGACAUGGAUGUAGAAAAUGCAGCAGCAUAUAGCGCCGGAACAACACCAUUGUCCCAAUCGAGGUACUUUGAUUACCCCGUGUGGCUUGUUGGAGACAGAGCUACGGUGGCGGAUCUAUCGUUUGUGCCAUGGAACAAUGUCGUUGAUCGUAUUGGAAUUAACUUGAAAGUGGAGUUCCCCGAGGUUUAUAAAUGGACAAAGUACAUGAUGAGAAGACCAGCAGUGAUUAGAGCAUUACGAGGUGAUUGA